AUGCCGCCUAAAUCCGAUAGCGUUGAAGGAAUCGUCCUGGGUUUCGUCAACGAGCAAAACAGGCCAUUGAAUUCACAGAAUGCAGCUGAUGCACUACAGAAGUUUAAUCUUAAGAAGACUGCAGUACAAAAGGCACUGGAUGCAUUGGCUGACAGUGGACAGAUUUCCUUCAAGGAGUAUGGCAAGCAGAAAAUUUACAUUGCUCGGCAAGAUCAAUUUGAAAUUCCAAAUAGCGAAGAACUUGAGGAGAUGAAGAAAAGAAAUGCCAAGUUACAGGAAGAACUUGCGGAUCAAAAGAAAGCAAUUAGUGAGGUUGAAUCUGAGGUACGAGGUCUGCAGUCAAACUUGACGCUGGCAGAGAUUACGUCAAAGGAGACUAAAUUACAAAGCGAAGUCCAGGAAAUGGAAGAGAAACUAAAUAAAUUGCGGAGUGGUGUUACCUUGGUGAAACCUGAAGACAGGAAGAUCAUUGAGAAUUCCUUUGCUGAGAAAGUUAGCCAAUGGAAAAGGCGGAAGAGGAUGUUCAAGGAGCUUUGGGAUAAUAUUACUGAGAAUAGCCCAAAGGAUCAGAAGGAAUUUAAGGAAGAACUUGGUCUCGAGUACGAUGAAGAUGUUGAUGUGAACCUGCAGUCUUACUCUGACAUGCUAGCAAGUCUCAAUAAAAGGCGAAAAUUUUCCCGCUGA
Molecule: messenger RNA, 684 nt
Organism: Miscanthus lutarioriparius
Lineage: Eukaryota; Viridiplantae; Streptophyta; Magnoliopsida; Poales; Poaceae
Source: the annotation of a GenBank genome assembly